Gaeumannomyces tritici R3-111a-1 is the source of this 875-nucleotide messenger RNA. RefSeq lists its product as hypothetical. Bases 1 to 753 code for a protein of 250 amino acids. The transcript has a single exon. The record is from RefSeq and is a predicted model, not a curated record. NCBI's taxonomy places the organism in Eukaryota, Fungi, Ascomycota, Sordariomycetes, Magnaporthales, Magnaporthaceae.
AUGGCCGACCUAGAAACUAAAGAGUCCCAGGGGGUAGCCUCGAGCGGCGCUCCCCGCCCAGAGUUCCCCGCCGGCGUGCCUGGCAAGUUCGACCCCGACGGCAAGGUGCAGCCCUUCCCAGGCAACACCAUCCUCUGCCACCUCUCGCCGUCAAGCGAACUCUACGACUCGCUGCUGGUCCUGUACGUCAAGCUGCAGCACAGCCCGUUCGCGGGACUAAUGACGCUGCUCCCGCCACCGAGCUGGCACAUGACGGUGUUCGAGGGCGUCUGCGACCAGGUGCGCAAGCCGGGCUUCUGGCCGUCGGACCUGGCUCUGGACUCGACGCUUGCCGAGUGCGACGCGCUGUUUGAGCGCAAGCUGCGGCCCCUGGAGCUACCCAGCGGCGCCAACGCGCCGCCGCCGUACUGCGUCCAGGUGGCCGGGGUCGACCCGCUCGAGGUCGGCAUCGGGCUCACCCUGCGGCCGCAGGACGGGGAGGAGGAGGCCAGGAUCAGGGGGCUGAGGGACCGCCUGUCGGGGCUGCUGAUGAUCCGGCACCCGGGACACGAGGGGUACGGGAUGCACCUGAGCGUGGCGUACCUUUUGCGGCACCUGACGGCCGAUCAGGAGAGGGAGCUGAGGGCGCUCGUGCAAUCGCACUUCAACGAGCUGCCGGUCGAGUUCGAGCUUGGGCCGCCCGAGUUCUGCAGGUUCAAGGACAUGUUUGCUUUUGAGCGUGUGAUGUACCUCUCGGACCAAGCCGGCAGCUGAGAAGCCUUGGGCUGGACUGGUCGGUCCUUGGUGUGGUUUUCUUAGCAGUUAGCCAGACAGUGAGAGUCGAGGCCAACACCCCAAGAAUGAACCAUCUCUCGGCUGCGCGGCAGAGUUUACCG